Pipistrellus kuhlii (Kuhl's pipistrelle) is the source of this 1330-nucleotide messenger RNA. Its product is annotated as mitochondrial nicotinamide adenine dinucleotide transporter SLC25A51-like. The transcript has a single exon. NCBI's taxonomy places the organism in Eukaryota, Metazoa, Chordata, Mammalia, Chiroptera, Vespertilionidae. Bases 262 to 1155 code for a protein of 297 amino acids. The record is from RefSeq and is a predicted model, not a curated record.
UCUUUUGGAUUUUCUCUAUAUAAAAUCAUACCUUCAGGCUCACUCGCUGAUCUGGUGGCUGUGACUACUAGGCGUGGAGCAGGCACGGAGAUGGAAAAUCCAGUUAUCAAAAUUGGCUCCAGAAAAGAGAACCUAACAUCUAUUAACAAUGGAAAAAUUUGAGAACAUUACAAAAAAAAGCCACCAUUCCUCAAAACACCAGGACCAGAUGGCGUUACAACUUUAAAAAAUCCUUCAUGAAGAAGACAGAUCUUAAGCCACAUGAUGGAUUCAGAAGCUCAUAAAAAGAGGUCACCAAUCAUAGCAUCUUCAAAACAAGAGAUAGCAACUCAUAAUACAGAUGUUGGUGGAAUUAAACCUUAUAUGUGUGGCUGCGGUGCAGCUGUCAGCAAUGUAGCAUUCACAUAUCCCAUUCAGAAGGUGCUCUUUCGGCAACAGCUGUAUGGAAUCAAAACCAGGGAUGCAAUGCUUCAGGUGAGGAGGGAUGGAUUUCAAAACUUGUAUCGUGGAAGUCUUCCCCCAUUAAUGCUGAAGACAACGUCAUUAGCACUUAUGUUUGGUGUGUAUGAGGAUUUAACUUGCUUUCUCCGUAAGCAUAUCCGUACCCCACAAUUUGCAGCCCAUAGCAUGGCAGCAUUAUUUGCAGGGACAACAGAAGCAAUUUUCACUCCAUUGGAAAGAGUUCAGACACUGCUUCAAGACCAAAAAUAUCAUGAUAAAUUUACAAACACUUACCAGGUUUUCAAGGCACUGAAAUGUUAUGGAGUUGGAGAGUAUUAUCGAGGCUUGAUACCUAUUCUUCUCCGUAAUGGGCUCUGCAAUGUCCUUUUUUUUGGCCUUCGAGGUCCUAUUAAGGAGCGUCUUCCUACCGUAACGACCCGCAGUGGUCACAUGGUCACUGAUUUUAUCUGUGGAGGUCUGUUGGGUGCCAUGUUGGGAGUCUUAUCUUUUCCAAUUAAUGUUGUAAAAGUUCGCACGCAGUCUCAAAUUGGUGGGGAAUUUCAGUCUUUUCCCAAGGUUUUCAAAAUAAUCUGGUUGGAACGAGACAGGAAAUUGACAAAUCUUUUCAGAGGUGCCCAUCUAAAUUACCACCGGACCAUCAUCUCUUGGGGCAUAAUCAAUGCAUCUUAUGAAUUCCUGUUAAAGGUUAUAUGAAAGAAAUAAUCAACUAAGUGCCGUUUACCAAUUGACUAGACCUUCAACGAAGAAUGUGGUUUGGCCUCAUUUCUAAUUGGCCAAAUGAAUGCUGGUAUAAAUUCAGGGCACAAUGAAUUAUGGCAAAGCUGUUUCCCUUAAGCACCAACAAAUUCAGAAUAAAAGGUUUCAAUAG